This is a messenger RNA of Raphanus sativus (radish), 1620 nucleotides long. Its product is annotated as pentatricopeptide repeat-containing protein At1g61870, mitochondrial. The transcript has a single exon. The record is from RefSeq and is a predicted model, not a curated record. Bases 128 to 1360 code for a protein of 410 amino acids. Gene Ontology annotation, molecular function: protein binding. NCBI's taxonomy places the organism in Eukaryota, Viridiplantae, Streptophyta, Magnoliopsida, Brassicales, Brassicaceae.
CUUUGAAAAACCCUUAACGGCUCAGAUUAUCCAAAUCUCCUAAUUCUCCCAAAACCCUUUCUUCUCCGUUUCGCCGUCUUCUCCUCCUUCUCCAUUUCUUCUCCAACAUCAAAAAACCCUAGAAUCAAUGGCGUUACUCUCUCGAAUCCGCUCAUCCGCCUCCCUCCUCCGUCACCUCAACCCCUCCCCUCAAAUCCGCUCCCUCUCCUCCUCCUCCGCCUCAUCGAUCCUCUCACCCGACUCCAAAACCCCACUCACCAGCAAACAAAAGAGCAAAACCGCCCUCUCCCUCCUCAAAACCGAGAAAGAUCCGAACCGCAUCCUCGAGAUCUGCCGCGCCGCUUCCCUCACUCCCGACUGCCACAUCGACCGCCUCGCUUUCUCCGCCGCCGUCCAAAACCUAACCGAGAACAAACACUUCUCCGCCGUCACGGAUCUCCUCGACGGAUCCAUCGAGAACCGCCCCGAUCUCAGAACGGAGCGGUUCGCCGCCCACGCGAUCGUCCUCUACGCCCAGGCCGACAUGCUCGACCACUCGCUACGCGUCUUCGCCGACCUCGAGAGGCUCGAGAUCCAGCGCACGGUGAGAUCUCUCAACGCUCUCCUCUUCGCUUGCUUGGUGGCUAAGGAUUACAAGGAAGCGAAACGCGUUUACAUUGAGUUCCCUAAGAUGUACAAGAUCGAGCCUGAUCUCGAGACUUACGACCGUAUGAUCAAAGUCUUCUGCGAGUCCGGCUCCGCGAGCUCGUCUUACUCCAUCGUCGCGGAGAUGGAGAGGAAAAGGAUCAAGCCGACGAGCGCCACGUUCGGUUUGAUGAUUGCUGGAUUUUACCGAGAGGAUAAGAAGGAGGAUGUGGGGAAAGUGUUGGCGAUGAUGAAAGAGCGCGGCGUUAGCGUGGGGGUAUCGACUCAUAACAUUCGGAUCCAGAGUUUGUGUAAGAGGAAGAGAUCUGGGGAAGCAAAGGCUUUGCUUGAUGGGAUGUUGUCUUCGGGGAUGAAGCCGAAUGCUGUUACCUAUGGUCAUUUGAUCCAUGGGUUUUGUAGUGAAGGUGAGUUUGAUGAGGCGAAGAAGUUGUUUAAGAGUAUGGUGAACAGAGGGUGUAAGCCUGAUAGUGAGUGUUACUUCACUUUGGUGUAUUACUUGUGUAAGAGUGGAGACUUUGAGGCGGCUUUGAGUGUUUGUAAGGAGAGUAUGGAGAAGAAUUGGGUUCCGAGUUUUGGUAUCAUGAAGUCGCUUGUUAAUGGACUAGCCAAGGAUUCCAAAGUCGAAGAAGCUAAAGAGCUUAUUGCUCAAGUUAAAGACAAGUUCACUAGAAACGUCGAGUUGUGGAAUGAGGUUGAAGCGGCUUUGCCUCAGUGAAUCAAAAGAUAAGAUAAGGCCUUGAUAUUUACAUCCUUUCUCUUGUCAACGUUAAAUAAGAGAUAUUGUUAUCUUUUGAGCAUUGAUCUUGGCAGCUAUAGACAACUCUGUUUUAUGCUGGGUCAUUAUUGUUUUUUUCCAGACAGAAUCAUGAAAUUGGUCAUAGGUUUCUCUAUUAGUUUUGGUUUCUGGAUAAGUGAUUUUAGCAUUUAUCUUAUCUGUAUGAUUGGUCAAAGCAUUCAAACGGUUUUAGCCUGUCA